AUGCUGGUUGUCUUCUUGACCUGGACGUCAGGUAUCCGAUCCUGCCGCUUUACCUUUGGACAGUGGUUACGUUUUGUCAGUGAUUCCGGUCAUCGCACUGCAGAGCGGUGUCGCCAAGGCAACAAUCCUGGACACUCCGAGCUUCAUUUUGAGGAGGAGGAGGAGGAGGAGGAGGAGGAGGAGGAGGAGGAGGAGGGGAUCACGACCUCCGAUCCGCUGUUACAUCCUCUCCAAGAUCUGGCUGACUUUGGAGCUCUGAGUCUCUAUCCCCAUUUUAGAUUUUCGUAA
Spirometra erinaceieuropaei is the source of this 288-nucleotide messenger RNA. The record is from the annotation of a GenBank genome assembly. NCBI's taxonomy places the organism in Eukaryota, Metazoa, Platyhelminthes, Cestoda, Diphyllobothriidea, Diphyllobothriidae.